AGGAACCAGCGUGCCUGCUUAUUUCACAGUUCAUCAUUCACUCUGUUUGUAGUCAUUCACCACUACAGUAUUUUGGUUGUUUUGUUUACAUUUAAAUCAAGUGAAAGUAUCAAUUUUGGAUAAAAAAAUGGGUCAAUCGGACGAUAUUGAAGACUCUACUUACAGUAGACAUCAAGAUUUGUGCCAAAAACUUAAUAUGGAUGCAACGGCUGCAUCGGAAGCUUGGAAAUCUUACUCAACUAUUCGUCAAAAUUACACACUCGAGGGUGACCAAUUGCAUUGGAUUGGCUGCGCCUUAUACGUGGCCUGUCGUGAGUCCUCGACUCCCACUGUAGGAAAACCAGGCUCCAACGUCGAGGGUAAUUGUGUAUCCCUAACACAGCUUCUUCGACUCUGCAAUUUAUCUCUCAUCCAGUUUUUCAAUAAAUGCAAAUCAUGGGCAGACAUGGCAAAUAUGCCGCAGAGUUUUCGUUCAAAGAUCGAUAAAAUUGAACGAAAUUUUAAUGUUUCAAUGGUGAUUUUCAAAAAAUAUCAGCCAAUCUUUACUGAUAUAUUUAAAAAUCCAAGUGAGGACAGUUCAAAGCCUCCAAGACCACGCAGACACAAGGCAGUACCAUGCACACCAUCCAGAGCCUUUGAAUUCUGUUGGACACUGUUUAUCUACGUCAAAGGAGCAUUUCCAGAUAUUUCUGAUGAUCUUGUUAAUUCCUAUCAUUUGUUAUUAGUAUGCUGUGAUCUGGUCUAUAGCAAUGCAUUGCUUGCUAAUAGAAAAGACUUGUUGAAUCCCAAUUUUCCAGGCUUACCAUCUAACUUCACUGAUGAUAAUUCUCUUCCUCCCAAAACUGCAAAUUGCAUUGUACAUCUCUUGUGUGAGCGUCAUGAAGCUAUUGGAGUCGAGGCCAAGGUCAUUAAAGAAUAUACCCUGAGAAAUCACUUGAACAAGCUCUUUAAUGAACGAAUUCUUCGCGGAGAACAGUCCAAUUUUUCGGGCAUCCUAGAGGCUCUCAAUUUUGAUGGCAACAACAAGGCCAUCAAUAGAGCUUAUGAGCAACAUGUACUCAACGUUGGAGAUUUCGAUGAGAGAAUAUUUUUAGCCGAGUGGAGGAGAGUGAAACAUAUCGGAUUGUUGGGUAUGGAAAUUGUUGGCGAGGACAUUGCCACUCGGGCGAAAAUUCCGAGACAUUUGGCAAUCAGAGGGCCCAAUGCCAGUGAAAACAUUGGCUCUCCUGCUAAAAUGUUGAAUGUAACUGAUCUUCAUGAGCAAUGUCAAAUGAAACGAGAGCAAAUAAGAGAUCUGACACCACCAACCCCUCUAACUGGUCGAAAAUACCUGAGGACAAAGGACAUGACAAGUGUAACACCGGUAGCAACAGCAACUCAAAGUGUAAUUCGUCUUCAGGCACUUUUGGCUGGACGUCAACCAGCUCCAAGUGAGGUUCUACUCGAUAUGUUGAAAAGUUGUGCAACAGACGUUAGCAGUCUCGUUGAGAAUAAAGUGAAAGAAAUUGGAGAACGUUUCUGUGCUACAUACAGCCAGAAUUCCGACGAUGCUGAUACAUUGAAUCUUGAUUUUGGUAAAAAGAGACUGAUUCUCGCCCAGACCUUAUUUUAUAAGGUACUGGAGAUGAUUUUGACUGAUGAAAAGAGGAUUAAGCCUGAUUAUGACAUUACAAAUCUAUUGACCAAUGAGGUGUUUCUUCAAUGUCUCUUUGCAUGCUGUUUGGAAAUUGUCAUUUGGUCGUACAAGAAUAAAGAUCGAACUUUUCCUUGGAUUCUAAAUGCUCUCAAGGUUGAGCCCUACAAUUUCUAUAAAGUGAUAGAGAUAAUCGUUCGUGCCGAACAGCUAGCCAGAGACGUUGUCAAACACUUGAAUGACAUCGAAGAGAAGAUACUUGAGUCCCAGGCAUGGAAAUCCAACAGUCCUCUCUGGCAAGCAAUUGAAAAUACUCCUGGUGGUGUUCCAAGUUGUGAAGAGGUCUCUCUACCUGGUAUUUUAGAUUCAGUCGAUCCAAAUACACCAGGACAGCCAGCACUUCGAAGAUUUGCUUUGGACAGAGGUACAACUCAUCAUGAUGUACAUCAAAGUCCAAUAUCAACAGCAUCAGAGAGAUUUCAGUCGCCUGUUACAGCAUCGGGUGUGGUUAAAAAGCGUCUGUUCAAUGAUAAUAGCGGUCGAGUCAGUGGUCAGAGCCUUCUCAAAGAUAAAAUACCACAUAAAGUGAUGAUUGAUGGCAGUUCAAGAGUCUACUUGGCAGUUUCACAAUCAGAUCAGUCUAAUGCAAUUAGAGGAGAAAAUUCACUAACUCGUGACUCUUGUAAACCCCGAAAGACUGGUUCUGUUGCCCUCUUCUUUCGUAAAUUUUACAAUCUGGCAUCAAUUCGCAUGCAGAAUCUGUGCAACUCAUUGGCGGUGAAUGAUGUUGAUCUGAAGAAAAAAAUUUGGACCAUUUUUGAAUAUUCCAUCAAAGAGCGCACUGAACUCAUGAAAGACAGACAUCUUGAUCAAAUUCUCAUGUGCGCUGUUUAUGUUGUUUGUAAAUUAGCUCAAAUUGAGAGAAAUACCUUCACCGAAAUCAUGAGAUGCUACAGAUUUCAGCCACAAGCAGAGUCUCACAUAUACAGAUCGGUUUUGAUAUCCAAAGCCAAUACAAAUGACAGAAAUAUCAUUGAUAAUGAGCCCCAGAGCGUAAAUGGUAAUGUUGAUUCUACUGUUGAGAAUCAAAGUAGCAAUGCACCACCAACACCCUCCAAUAUGGCUGGCACAUCUCAAACAUUUGGCGAUGAAAUACGGGGUGAUUUAAUUAAAUUCUACAAUGCUGUCUAUGUACCCAAGGUCAAGGAAUUUGCUAUUCUAUCGCGUGGAAACAAUUCUACACUUCCAUUGAGUCCAUUGCCCAUGAGCAAGCCCUCGAUGAAUUCACCUGUGAGACGUGUCACUCCUAGUGUUGUCACACGAACUCUUGAUCCAAAAGCCGUCACUGCAUCAGUGGCUUCUGUAGCACCUCCACUCAGCUACUGCUUCAGUCGCAGUCCAGCAAAGGCUUUGGAGGCUAUCAAUAGGAUGAUGAUUUCCGUUGAUUCAAGAAAACCCGUUGGAAAACGACUGCUCUCAGACGAUAUGGAUGUGGACCAACAGCCCACUGAGAAUAGCUCCCCGACAAAGAAAAUUGCGACAGUCCCAUACCUAGCGAGAAAACUGGAGCAUAUUAUCGGGGAACGACGAACACAAAAUCAGUAAAAGUUGAAUUCAUCUUGACCGAUACCGCUUUAUACUAUUCAACAAUUUUUUUCUUUUUUUUUUCUCAAUCCAUGUAGCGCCACGAGGCCAUUAGCAUUAUGCAAAAUCAACUUGAUUGGCUCGAAUUAUUGUUGUACCGUUGCUGGAUUUAUUUAGUUGAAUUGAUGAAGGGGAAUAGGUGCUCUCCUUCGUGCGUCUUGUGACCAAUUGAUUUUUUUUUUCAUUUCUACUAGGAUAAAUGAAAAUUAGGGUGAAACAUGGAAUUGUUGUGAAAAAUAUGAAGAGCAAGAAAAAUAUUUUGCCUGCAACACUACUCUUGAUUGAUGAAUGUGAAUUAAUCACUGAAUAACUUUAAACAUUAUGGGUUACUUCGUGUACGACAUGUGGUGACACUGUACGCUAUUCUAAAAUGCAAUUUCAGACACUGUAAUUUUUUUUUCUUCUCUUCCUAUAUUUAGGAUGAUAGGUAUUUUCAAAAUUAUAUGUUAAAUAUUAUAUGUUGUUUUUGAUCUCAUAAUUGGCUUUCCAUUUUCCUUUAUUAAACAUGAAUGAUGAAAUAUAUCUCGUAAUGAACAGGGAAAAUUCAUUCUCGUGAUUUUCCAUAAUUAUUUUAUUUUGUUCUUCAUACAGUCUUCAAUGAAAACGCUGUAAAAUGUUUUAUCAGGAUAUAAUUAUAUUUGUUAUUAUUAGUUUGUACAUAGAGAAAGGCUUCAUAAUAAAUCACAUUAUAAAAAGA
Molecule: messenger RNA, 3974 nt
Organism: Diachasma alloeum
Lineage: Eukaryota; Metazoa; Arthropoda; Insecta; Hymenoptera; Braconidae
Product: retinoblastoma-like protein 1
Exons: 6
Coding region: 128-3238 (1036 amino acids)
Biological process (GO): negative regulation of G1/S transition of mitotic cell cycle; cell differentiation; regulation of transcription by RNA polymerase II
Cellular component (GO): chromatin; nucleus; transcription regulator complex
Molecular function (GO): RNA polymerase II transcription regulatory region sequence-specific DNA binding
Source: RefSeq, a predicted model, not a curated record